AGUGGUUCAACAGUGGCGACAAUGCUGCCAUUGCUGCUGGGUAUUAGCAAGUUAGCUUACGUGUUUAGCUUUAAAUUCAGCCCCCAUCAGUAUGACAAUCGAAGACAUAACAAUUUAUUAAUUAUAGUUCGCUAGUGAAUCUACAGACUUACUCGUGUGCUAACGGUGUUUGGAUCGGUUCACUGAAACAGAGCGAAGACCAGAGGCGAAGACCCGAAGGUGAUUGCGCCACAAUUUGGAGAAAACCACAAAACCCAAGAUUCCAUAGGAAACCGAAGGCAGGAAGUGCUUUUUCAGUGACACCGGAAGUUCAAUGCGCCUCUGGCCCAACCAUCAUAACCAUCAUGCCAGCACUUCUUGAGAGACCCAAGCUGUCCAACGCCAUGGCGCGGGCCCUUCACAAGCAUAUCAUGAGAGAGAGGGAGCGGAAAAGACAAGAGGAGGAAGAAGUGGACAAAAUGAUGGAGCAGAAAAUGAAAGAAGAAGAAGAAAGGAAAAGGAAGAAAGAGAUGGAGGAAAGGAUGUCCCUGGAGGAGACAAAGGAACAGAUCAUGAAAAUGGGAGAGAAGCUCCAGGGGCUGCAGGAGGAGAAACACCAGCUCUUCCUCCAGCUGAAGAAAGUCCUCCAUGAGGAGGAGAAGAGACGGAGGAAGGAGCAGAGUGACAUGACAACUCUGACCUCUGCUACUUAUCAGCCCAGCAUGGCCAUCCACUCAGGACAGCACCUGCUGAGCAUGCAAGGCAGUCCAGUGAGUCAUGGUCGGCCUGGGGCUCUGUUAGGGGAACGCAGUAAACAACUGUUUCAGUCCCCUGUCGUUCCGGGGCGCCAUUUCCCGACCCAGCCUGGCUUCAAUGCUGGGAGCUCUGAACACGGGCAGUAUUCAGCCAGCCAGACUGGGCAUGGGCCCUACGGAGUGUCCCAGCCUCAGCACGCCUCCCCCUAUGCCCCCAGCCAGCCUGUCCCAGUCAGCUACGCCAGCAGCUCCCAGCUUAGAGGGGCCUCAGCCUUCCAGGCUAUGCAGUACCUCCCUCACCAGCAGCAGGGCUAUACAGUGCACAGCCACUUCACCUCUCAGCCAAGUUUUAUCCCCAGUGCUGGCAUACCCCUCCAAAAGCAGUUGGAACAUGCCAACCAACAGUCUGGCUUUACUGACUCGAGGCCCAUGCACCCCCAGGCUCUCCAUGCCAGUGCCGCAGGCCUCCUCCCCAGCUCCUCCAUCGCUGUCCAGAUUCCCUCAGCCAAGUCCGGUUUGUCAUACAACCACCCUCCCCGCCCAGCUUCUCCCGGGAGUUUUCCCCACGGGACACCCCCACAGCAGGCACAUUCGGCUACUUUCCAGAGCUCUCCACAGCAGACUCCUCGCCACACCUACCUUUCCCACAGCCAAUCAGGGCAGAGGUUCUAUCACCAUAGCAAGUAAUCUCUUCACCUGUGACCCAGGUGGAGGGGGCAGAAUAAUCUCAUGGUCUGUUGGUUUUCUUCUGAUCCCAAGAGGAGAUGUGAUCUUUUUUUUACAGACCAAUCAGGUAGUGCUGACCCUAAAUAUCUGUGGGGGCCCCUA
This is a messenger RNA of Anguilla rostrata (American eel), 1562 nucleotides long. It is a transcript of the gene gps2, whose product is annotated as G protein pathway suppressor 2. The transcript is spliced from 12 exons. Gene Ontology annotation, cellular component: transcription regulator complex. Bases 345 to 1421 code for a protein of 358 amino acids. Gene Ontology annotation, molecular function: transcription coregulator activity. Gene Ontology annotation, biological process: regulation of transcription by RNA polymerase II. The record is from RefSeq and is a predicted model, not a curated record. NCBI's taxonomy places the organism in Eukaryota, Metazoa, Chordata, Actinopteri, Anguilliformes, Anguillidae.